UUGACAUCCACCAUAUUCCUUUUGUACCCACCCAUCUGGGGUGUGAUCUACGCUGCACUCUUAUAAGAGCACAAGGUAACAGAUCGCACUCGAAAACAGCAGAAUCAACAUCAAACCCGUUCUCUACAAUGUUGAUCAAACAGGCUCUGGUAUCGGCUCUUCUGGCCCCUGUUGCUUUGGCUGCCACCAACACAGACACUGUUUUCUCUGGUUUCGACAAUCUUCACAAACGAAUCCUCUCCGCCCAUGACUGCCUCAAAGCCUUCAACGGCGGCGUCACACAGAGUCUGUACUGUGGUUUCGAGUUUUACAACCUCUUGACGAGCAGCAGCUCUGCGAGAAAAGACCUGGCAGAUUUGGAUUCUGUCCCCGCGGAUCAGGUCCAGACUUACUUGGACUACUAUCAUGACAUUCGUUCGUCUGUUUCCAAUACUUUGAGUACCGGAGCGUCAAAGGUCGGUGAUAUGGACUCAGCGGGUCUGAAGACGUUUGCGGGAGUCAUUCUCCGAAACUUUGUCAGCGAAAGGGCGACUUUCGAGACCUUUCUUAGGGAUGAGUUUGAAAAGACUCUUGCAGUCUUCGUUUGAGCUCGCCGGCUGGAUAUGAGGGCAGAUAUUUGGCAGUAAACCUUGCGUGUCUUUUGAAACCAACACAUUGUAUU
Messenger RNA from Aspergillus glaucus CBS 516.65, 661 nucleotides. RefSeq lists its product as uncharacterized. The record is from RefSeq and is a predicted model, not a curated record. The coding region runs from base 129 to 587 and encodes 152 amino acids. Lineage: Eukaryota; Fungi; Ascomycota; Eurotiomycetes; Eurotiales; Aspergillaceae. The transcript has 3 exons.